Symbiodinium sp. CCMP2592 is the source of this 927-nucleotide messenger RNA. The record is from the annotation of a GenBank genome assembly. NCBI's taxonomy places the organism in Eukaryota, Dinophyceae, Suessiales, Symbiodiniaceae.
AUGGGCAAGCUGAUGCUGGUUUGCAACGUCUCGAACGAGGUCAAGGUUGCCCCUGCCCGCUGCCCUGACGUGAACGAUUCAGCCAGUACCGCGGUGGGGGACAGCGACACCGAGAAUCUCAGCCCAGCCUCCGGAGACGGACAGGUUGUGAUCAAGAGCACCUUCCUGGAUGUGGAGGAGUGCCCGAGCCUGACCAAGCGCUUCCGAACCCUUCGGAAAAGCAAGACCGACUCGGAGCUUUGCUGGCUGUCGGACGACGAGGAAGCGGCCUACGAGCCAGGGCGCUUUAGCGACGAGAAGGCCAGCGAGUCCAUCACCGCGCCAGCGCUGCAGGUAUCCCCUGUGGACGAGCAGAGUGUAAAGUGUGAGGGACCGCGGCAAUCUUCUCCGGAGAGGCUUUCGCGUGCCAAGGCUCGCCGGCCGGCUACCAUCUGCUUGGAGUCCGCGCUGAGGUGCGACGGCUGUGCUUCCAGUCCACAGGCAUCGAACUACAUCGAGAAGACAACAGUUAUGCUCCGGAAUGUUCCCAACAACUACACGAGGGAGAUGUUUCUGGCCAUGCUGGACGAACACGGCUUCCGCGGGCGUUACGACUUUGCGUACCUGCCUUGUGAUUUCCACCGCCGAGCGAAUCUGGGUUACGCCUUUGUCAACUUCGUGAACUGCGAGGUGGCUUUGGCGGCCUGGCGCCGCUUCGACGGCUUCUCGGAGUGGGCGCUGCCCAGCCAGAAGGUCUGCGCUGUCAGUUGGAGCGGCCCACAUCAAGGACUUGAACAGCACGUGGAGCGCUAUCGCAAUUCCCCCGUGAUGCACAAGAGCGUUCCUGAUGAGUACCGCCCAGUGGUUUUCCAGAAUGGCGUGCGCCAGAGGUUUCCGUCGCCGACCAGGUCCCUGAAAAAGCCGGAUCAGUCGCAUCGCAGCCGUUGA